AUGAGCUUAGAUCCUUUGGCCCCCGUCGCUCCCGCGAGGGUAAAGACUCUUCUGUUACCUCUGGGGCAGAUAAAAGCAGACCGAUUCGCUACCUUUGUCGAGCGAUUAAACCAGCAACAUGUCGUCCACCUCCGCGACAUCAGCGCUGAUGGCAGACCUAACAGGAAUAUGUUCUCGCCUCUGGCUUACCCAGAUGGCGCUAUAAUAUACAACCUCGUCACUCACGUUCCGCCUCCCUCUCACCUCGCCCUUACUCCCUUCGACUUAUACCGAGAACCCCUUGCCAUAAUAGCUCUGGCGGAUGGCACCGAGCUGCAUCAAAAGAACCUAAAUAAACGACAAUCUAUGAAUGGUACGGGACCAACGACAACAGAGAAGAACAUCAGGGCUCUAUACCAGGAGCUCGAGGAGCUGCGCGAUACCUACCCCAAAGCCCUUGUGCACCACGUUCUGAUUUUCGACUAUGUCAACCCCCACGACACCGAGAUCCCAAUGCCCGAGGGCCUUAUUGAUAUUCCUCCGCCCGAGAAAUGCACUGUGACUACCAUCAGGACAGUCAUGUGCGACAUCUCCUCGCUUCUACUCGCUGAGAUGACGACAUUGGCCAAGUCCUUCGAAGCCAUGACCAACAUCGAGUCUCCUGUACCUUAUUCAACCUCUUCGAGGCAUACUAAUGGUGGCUCAUGGGGUGGGGAAGGCGGUAUAAAUAGUCUUCUGAAACGGAAUUCGAGCAUCGUGUCUUCCAAGCAUUCUGCGCGUUCCAACUCGGCAGGCGGGAUUAUGGAUAAGGCCCAGGCUCGCAUGUCUAUGCCAGUGAACAGUCGACCAGGUCUUCAUUCGAGUAACUCGACGCCAGGGUUGUCAUCGACGCCUCCAAAGAGUCAUCUAUCGAACCCACCCAUGUCUACGGAUGGUCCAAGUCCUCCGGCUAGUGAUCGGUCGACACCAGAACCAUCUGCCCCGCCAGAGACCAUUGAGAGCUCUCGAUCAGCUAGUCGCGAUCGCAUAUCAACCCAAGGCUUUGGCGCUGGAGGUGUGAAUGACCGCUGGAGACAUAGAACUAAGGGACGAGCGGCAGUUGUCGUUGGUUCUAUGUUUUUACAGGCUGGUCGAUGGACCGAUUCUAUCAAGGAGCUCAGUGACGGUGCUAUGGCUGCUCGGUCUGUCAAUGAUCAUUUGUGGCACGGCAAGGCGCUGGAGCUCAUCUUGGUAAACCUGUUCCUCCUUGGCUGGUCCAAUAUCGAGUUUCAUGUACCUACAGUGCUUAUCCAGUUCCCGGACAAGCCAACCCAUAAACAAACACCGGAUCCUACGCCCGAGGAUCCCAAUCAGCCGAAACAUCUUAGAAACCUUCAAGCACUGCUCCCUGAACUGCUUGAACGUAUCAUUCUCCUCUACUCCAGGGUGUCUUCAGACAGCCUUCCCCCCUUACCACUAUCCGAAACUUAUAUCCGAUUUUCAAAGAUCUACCAGGCUCUCCACCUGUCCAAUGGCUACCUUGAUCGGGAAUCUCUAGGCAUGAUUGCGACUGGAAUCGUCCCUGACCAACCCCUUGCGGCGCCACCGCGAUUCGGUGUAACGCCUUCGCGACAACAAAUCGGAGCCAUGCUGUUCAAGGCAUUCCCCGCGGGUGCUUCGGAACUUCUUACGACUGUCGACCGAGCGUCCAUUCUGAGCGGUAUAGCGACUGUUCUGGGGCCUUUGGGGCUUCACCGAAAGAAGGCUAUGGUAAUAAGAGAGCUUGUAUCAGUUCUUAUCGGUGGUCUAGUCGAGGCAAGAACCCGAGGCGCUGCCGAUAUGGGCAUUCAUCCUGCUGCCGGACUAAUGUCGUUGACUUCUGGUGGCGGUGGUUCCAGCAGUGGCUCAAUGGCCUUAGAGAUUGGAGAGUGCGAUGUCGAACAGGGCAUAGAGGCCCUGAUGACUCUGCUCUGCAAAUCUUAUGGCAUCGUUGGGUUUGAUUUAACCCGCAAGGCCGGCGUCAAGAACAACGAAGCGGUUGAUGAUUCGGACGAGGCUGUGAUUGCUAGGAUACGUGGCCAGUCUGCAGCUCGCUUCUUCGGGUUCCCAGACGUCAAGCUUAACAUUCUAAGAGCUUGCAUCAACUUUUCAGAAGCCUUGCCGGAUUUUGAUGGCGUUCUGCGAUUCUCGAGCGACCUUUUGCGUACAUCCGGCUCGGGUGUAGCUCCAGGGCCACGACGAGAGGAUGCGUCACCAAUGAUUCUUCGAGAUGAGCAAGUGCGACUGGCUACGGGAAUAUCAAGGACUGCGGGCCUGGUACAGAGGUUAGGCUAUAACGAUAUAGCAGCUGAGUACUGGGAUGAGUUCUUUGUGAGAGGAAUCAAGCUUGAGCCGUCACUAACUAGCAAAACGCCGGUUGCUCACUCAAAAAGCAUCCUUCCGGGUGCCGCCGCCAGUCGCGCUUCACAGGAUGUCGAUCCUUUCAUCUACAACCCGUUUCUGAAGAAGCCCGAUGAGACAGUAACUCAGACUCUUGUGGCUGAUGAAUACGCUACCUUCAAAAUUACACUGCAGAACCCCUAUGAUAUAGAAGUCGAUGUCGAGUCCAUCUACCUAGCUACAGAAGGCGUUGAAUUCGACGCUGUUAAGGAGGCAACAUUAGUAGGACCUUAUCGAACUCAAGUUAUACGGCUCAGAGGUAGAGCAAAGGAGGCGGGGACCGUCAAGGUUACCGGUGCCAUCAUCAAAGUCCGCGGAUGUCGGGAGCGACGAUUCCCUGUCUUCUCUAUGCCUUGGGUACCAAAGCAAGAGCUCAAGAUUAAGGCCAAGGGUUUGGCUGCUCUCGAGGAGGCUGUGACAGACAUCAAGCCUUUUGCCCCAAAGCUCGAAGCUGAAAGCAUGACACUUACGGCAAUUCAAGCACAACCGCUUGUUAUAGUCAAGUCCACCACGCUUGCACAGUCUUCAAUCAUGAUUUUGGAGGGCGAGAGGCAGAUAUUCUCUGUGACAAUGCAGAAUCUUGCAGCGACACCAGUAGACUUUAUGCUCUUCUCAUUCAAGGACUCUACGCAAGAACCUUUGCAGAGUGCGAUCGGCAAUCGGGAUGCGACACCCUCUGAACUUUACGAGUAUGAGCUUGCACUGAUGAAGAAGCAAGCAUUGCGACUUCCUAACAGCCAGAAGACUCGUCAUAUUGCGCCCAAUGGAGAGGCGACGUUCGAAUUUGAAAUCCUAGGCAAGCCUGGGCUUACAACUGCAACAAUCCAGGUCGAUUACACGCAUUUGGGAUGCCCACAAGAAGAAAUGCCUGAACAGUUUUACACGAGACAGGUUUCCUUGGACCUUACCGUAACAGUCAAUGCUAGCGUUGAGCUUGCCCGAAUCGAUGCGCUACCAGUACAUGGCGAGAUUCCUCAGCCUUUAUGGGAUCGCUUGGGCAGUUCCUUCACAGCCAAGCGCGACGAAUAUUGUCUCUUGUCUGUCGAUCUUCGCAACGCCUGGCCAAGUCAAAUGUUGGUGCAAUUAGAGAGCAAUGAUGGAAUAUCCGUUCAAGAAGACAUUCUUCCAGGCAACACGAGCCGAGUCAUCCUGCCUGUCAAGAGGGUGUACUUGGAGGAUCCUCAUGCCACAAUACCAACGCUCAAUCCAUCUCGAAACCGACAGUUCGUGGUCAGUGCCAGCAAGAUCUCACCUGAGACGGAACGAGCAAACCGUGAAGGUUUCUGGUACAGGGAAAGAGUUCUCGAUUGCCUCAGAGCGACAUGGAAGACGACGUCGCUACCUAAGAGAGGCGGCUCGAUUGACUUGAGAAGCAUCAGACUGACCACACGAAUGAUUGAGGCUAUUAAAAUUGACGAGGUUGAUAUUGAACUAUCAAUUGAAGAUGCGGAUGGCAAUGCAGCUGAGAAGGGUGUGGCGUAUGUCGAUGAGUUUAUGCAACUCAAGGUGCGUGUCACCAACCGAACGGCUCAGAAAAUCCACCCCCUCGUCAGAAUCCUACCUGCGCUUUGCCAUCGGCCUGCGAAUGUUGGCCUGGAGUUUACACGGAAGCUAGCAUGGAACGGUACAUUACAACAGCUCAUUCCGGUAUUGGAAGGACAUGGCAGCGCAGAGGUUUCAGUGGGCAUGACAGUGCUCUGUCGCGGCGAGUUCGAGAUAUCAGCAUCUGUAGAAGAGGUGCAGGUCUGGGAAGGACCUAGAGUUGCGCCUACACGGGCACGAUCGGAGUCACAGACGAUGCAAGAUGCUGCUCUGGGUGUCAAGGAGAGACGCAUUUGGCAUGCGAGACAGCCUUGCUAG
Molecule: messenger RNA, 4257 nt
Organism: Fusarium graminearum PH-1
Lineage: Eukaryota; Fungi; Ascomycota; Sordariomycetes; Hypocreales; Nectriaceae
Exons: 3
Coding region: 1-4257 (1418 amino acids)
Cellular component (GO): trans-Golgi network
Source: RefSeq, a predicted model, not a curated record